This is a messenger RNA of Spodoptera litura, 1297 nucleotides long. RefSeq names its product tubulin polyglutamylase complex subunit 2. Gene Ontology annotation, biological process: protein polyglutamylation. The record is from RefSeq and is a predicted model, not a curated record. NCBI's taxonomy places the organism in Eukaryota, Metazoa, Arthropoda, Insecta, Lepidoptera, Noctuidae.
CUGGACCAAGUUCGAUCUACGUUUGUGGCAACAAAUGGUUUAAACUUUAAAAUCUCAGUAGUAAAAUGGUAAAUCAGCAGUAGUGUUAGUAGUAAGAAUGGUAAUAACAAUACAUACAAUAAUACCAAUAUUUUUCUGUAUUUACUGAUAGUAAAUAUAUUGAUUAUGAUAGCUACAAAAUGUUUUGUCUGUCAAAUUCUACAUAAUCAUCGAAUCCAAGGAACAUUGUUGCUUCAGAUCGUUGAGAUGAAUACUUCAGAGCAGCUAGGUACCUACCUAUUUUUUUCGUUAGUUUUGAUAUCAAAGCGUAAAAUAAGUAUAGGGGGUUGUUAUGGUUACAGAGUAACAAGGAAAUGUCUCAAAUGAAAGGAUUUAAAAAUGUCAUCAUAAUUUUCUGAACUAAUCAUAACAAUAAUAAGAAUUAUUUUGUUUUGUAUAAGUAAAAAUUAAUAUUAGUUGCAGUUUUAAAAAUAUAACAAGUUAGGAAAAUUAUUUGGUGAAUUAUGAGUUUCUGUGUCGACCUUGUAUCUGAAGACUCUUUUUAUGAAAAUAUCACUUUGGGAGUGACAAAACUGUUAGAAUCCGAUCCUAGGAUAUGUAAUGUUAACGUGGAACGUAGAUCGCCCUGUGACCGCGUAGCCCUGUCGACAUGGGAACAGAGACAUUCCGCCUUACUUCCAGAGGAUCUCCGAAAUUUCUAUGCAUCCAGCGACGGAUUCCAAUUAACUUGGCAUUACAAAUAUUCUGCUGAUGAAAUACUACCAGUAGGCUCGAUUAGAGUGAAUUCUUUGAACGAGUUAUGCCUUUCGCCAGCAUUAAAGGAUUUGUUAGACUUCUCCAUGACGAGACAACACACGGGGCCUCGACCUGUGUUAAACACUAAGAGCAAAGUAUUCGAAUUGGAUUCUUGCAGGACUAUUGGAAAGAUAUGCCUAAUUCACACAGGCGGGAUGUGGUCAGUGUGGCUGGCGACUCGAGAAGGCGCUUGGGGUUGGCUAGCUGACUCUUUCACAAAUUACUUUAGGAUGGCGUUAGUGCAUUUGGGCCUACCAGGUUGGCAAGCAGCCUUUGCUAAUCUACCGUUGAUUCCUUGGGCAGAGCAACUGUUUUUACUGUUAGCGCCGCAUCUUUUGGAUAAAUCGGAUAUAGAGCCCAACCUUAUAACGGCUACAAGUGAAGCAGGAUUAAAUCACAUCGACCCUAAUAUUUUCAAGACAUCUGUUCGUCACCACAAGAACACCACACGGCAGACAAAUCAGUGAUAGUAAUGGUUCAGAUUACUAAAUUAAUCGACUAA